UCAGACGCAAAAUAUUUUUAAUUAUAUCACAUUUAAACAAACACACGUAUGUAUUCCACACGUUUUACGAAUAUUUGUAGUUGUUGUUAAAAUAAAUCAAACUUAAAAUAUUUAGAUUGACGAAUACGUUUGAUAAGGUUGCUGUGCUCGGUACUUCCGGUGAGAAACGGACAAACGCGGGAGUGAAGCGCCAAAAAACAAACCAACAAAUGAUUCAUCCAACAACACAAAACGCGAAUAAACUGCGUUUUAUAUAAUUAUAUUCGCUUUUAAAGUGGUUCUAUGGUCGGAAAAUGACGGAGUUGCUUUUUAACAAGAGGUUACACGUGCUGGUGAAGAAUAAAGACGCAGACGAGAGGCGUUCAGUCAUUCGCAUCGGUAUUGAACUGCAGUCAACAUCAAAUCCAGUUCAUAGAAAGGAUUUAGUUGUAAGGCUGACAGAUGAUACUGAUCUAUACUUUCUAUACAACCUUGUCAUAUCAGAAGAGGAUUUUCAAAGUUUAAAAGUACAACAGGGUCUUUUAAUAGACUUCACAUCGUUCCCUCAAAAAUUCAUAGACCUGCUCGAACAGUGUAUCUCUGAACAGGACAAGGACAGCCCACGGUUCCUGUUACAGCUCACGUCCGCUUCAUCAGCGUUUGAUCACAGUCCCUCCAACCUUAACAUUGUUGAGACGAACGCGUUUAAACACCUCACACAUCUUUCUCUGAAACUGCUUCCCGGAUCUGAUACAGACGUUAAGAAAUACCUGGCCGCAUGUCUUUCUACUUUAAAGGAGGAAAAACACCUGUUGGAUCAGAAGUUGAGGAAGACGGAGGAAGAUCUGACAAGGCAGCUCAAUUAUGCACAACAAACCCUGUCUGAGAAAAGUCGUGAGCUGGAUAAACUCCGGACCGAAUGGAUGUCUCAAACGACCUCCGUGUCCAGCAGACACAUGCAAGAUCUCACAGCUGAGCGUGAAAAAGCUCUGGAGACACAAACCCGCCUGCAACAACAGAACGAACAGUUACGCCAAGAGCUUGAGUCGGCCCAUCACAAAAGCACCCAGCAGUUCCAGAGCAGGGUCCUUGAGCUGGAAACCAGCAACAGAGAUCUCAUCGAAAAGAAAUAUAAGAGCGACUCCACCAUCCGAGACCAGAAGGCCAAACUGGCGAGUCUGGAAGAGGAGUGUCAGCGGUCGAAGCAGCAGGUUCUGUCCUUGAGGAGGGAGAACAGCGCACUUGACACGGAGUGUCACGAGAAGGAGCGUCUUGUCAACCAACUGCAGACGCGAGUGGCCGUCUUUGAGCAGGAGAACAAAGAUAAAGACCAGCUCGUGCUGCGGACCAAAGAAGUGCUGGAAGCGACGCAACAGCAGAAGAACUCUGUGGAGGGAAAUGUUGAGAGCAAGCAACUGCAGAUCGUCAAGUUGGAGGCCACUGUAAAAUCUCUGUCUGAGGAACUCAUCAAGGCAAACGGGAUCAUCAAGAAGCUCCAGGGUGAUCUUAAGGGUCUAGUGGGGAAGAUCAAGGUGAAGAACACGGUGACGGUGUCUCAGGAGAAAGUCCUGCAGGAGACCACGGAAAAACUGCAGAGGGGCCAGCAAGAGCUUCAGGAGACUCGGCAACGACUCAAGCAGAAGGAAGAGGAGGCAGCAAAAUUGAAGGAGCAGUUGGAAGCUACAGUUCAGAAACUUGACGAGAGCAGGGAGGUGCUGAAAACCAAUGAGAACGUGAUAACUUGGUUGAACAAGCAACUGAACGAGAACCAGCUCUCUCGGAAACAAGAAGCUCUUGGAAUGUUUGAGACGCCUGCGCCAGGGUUGAGAACAGGAAGUGUGUCUCACAAUCUGCUUGAUAGCAAAGGUUUCCCCUCAUCUUUGGGACAUGGUUUCCCCAUCACCUCUACAAUAAACUCCAAAUAUCCUCUUCCUCUUUCCUGCGUGAGCUCGGGGCCUCGCUCUGUCCUGACAAUGCACAAUCAGACGGCUGGACCAAAGGUCCAAUUUAAUCCCAUGAAUGCCAAGUCUUCAACAGAAGUGGGGAGCACACAGCAACCACAACCGUCAAAUAAAGAGAACGGAGAACCCAUGGGUUUGGACUCGAAGUACUUCGAGAGAAGAGAUGACAGCAUACCUCUACGUGGUCUUCUACCCAGCAUGCAUCUGAAUCGAGAAGCACAGAAGUCCUUAAACGCAGCUGGCGUAAAACCAACACCGUCUGCCACCUCUGCGUACUUUCCGGGAUGACAAAGGAUUGGGUUUUAUAUGGAUGUCCCUUCAUCACUACGCUGUCUGUGUGGAACACAAUGGACAAUAUAUAGUUUAAUUUCUUGUUUUUGUUUAAAAAUGUUCAAUUAUUUAUUAUACCAGAUUUAUUUUACAUUUAUUUCUAUGUUGAUCUGUUUACAAACACAUACAGCUUGCUGUGAGAUUUUAGGCUGAAGAGCUUCGACUUUAACUUGGUGCUAAAUCUGUCAUUUUGAAACUGCAGUGCCUACAAACCUCUCGUUUCGAUAAUUGUCUGCGCCUCAUGCCAUACAAACAUAAUUUCAGGAUAAAUUGACUUUUGUAUGUUGUAAGAGCUGCCAUUUUGUAUUCUCAGACCCAGAUGUAACUUUAUUGAAGUUUGAGUCUUGAAGUGACUGUUUGGUUGGCAAAUGGCUGUAUAAACAUGUACAUAAUUGUUUUCAUUGUGUGUACAUAUUUUUGUUUUAAUUGUUUAGCACUUCUGUUUUAUCAUGAACCAGUCUGUAUGGCUUGUCUGCUUGUUUGGGACAAAAAUAAAUAAACUUGAAAUCAGUAUGUAAUAAUA
Messenger RNA from Triplophysa dalaica, 2793 nucleotides. RefSeq names its product SAS-6 centriolar assembly protein (gene sass6). Gene Ontology annotation, biological process: centriole replication. The transcript has 17 exons. The coding region runs from base 294 to 2228 and encodes 644 amino acids. The record is from RefSeq and is a predicted model, not a curated record. Gene Ontology annotation, cellular component: centrosome; centriole. Lineage: Eukaryota; Metazoa; Chordata; Actinopteri; Cypriniformes; Nemacheilidae.